Molecule: messenger RNA, 1356 nt
Organism: Corylus avellana
Lineage: Eukaryota; Viridiplantae; Streptophyta; Magnoliopsida; Fagales; Betulaceae
Source: RefSeq, a predicted model, not a curated record
AUGGAAAUCACGCGUAGUUGUCGCCGCCUCUCCGCUCCGUUGCCGCCUUCGCCUCGCCUUCUACGAAGCCGAAGCACAACUCCGGCCACCCCACUACCUGAAAACAAUUCAUGCACGCCAAAUUCCGGCCAAAGAGCAAUAAAGCCCCGCCCAAAAUCAACGACGAAAUCAAGAACCAACAAAAAUGAAGAAAACAUUAGCCCCUCAAUCCUCAUUUCAAGCACGCAAAAGAAGCCGCAAGAAAAUACUCGUUUUGGUAAUUUCUUACACCGCGGCAGUCCACUUACUACUGGCACACCAAAGGGGGCAAGGUCGGUCACGAGUUCGCCGUCCGCGUGGGCUUUGUCGCCAGGGCGGUCUUCGCCGGAGCCGCCGGAAUCGGCAGGGUCUGGAGGAAAGAGGGUUAAAGGUGGCGUUAGUGGGGUUUUGAAGUACUUCAAGCAGAAGAAAGUGUCAAGAGUACAAGAGGAAGAGUUUCAUCGGUUCCGGGUUCUGCAGAAUAGAUUGUUGCAGUGGAGGUUUGUGAAUGCCAAAGCUGAGGCUCCCAUGGCUGCUGUAAAGGGAGUUGCAAAGGCGAAAAUAUUUUGUGUAUGGAUUAGAAUAUUCAAAAUGAGGAAAAGCAUAGUAGAAAUGCAAAUUCAAAUGGAACGGGUGAAACUUGAGAUCAAAGUAUAUCAAAUUAUCAACCCACAGAUUUUCCUUCUGAAUGAAUGGGCAAAGUUGGAGAGAAGAAAUCAAGAAUCAGUUUGCAGAAUGACAAGAAAAUUAUCAAGCCUAUCAAUCAGGCUUCCUUUAGUACAAGAUGCUAAGGCUGAUGUGGUGUCUAUAUACCAAGCUCUGAGCACGGCUAUGGAAGUUAUGGACAGCAUUGUGGCGAUGAUCACCAAAUUCUUCUCAAAGCAGAUUGAGACAAUCUUUUAUCUCCUUACAGAGCUCACAUGCACGUUAGAGCAAGAUGAAGAGCACCUGGAAGAAAUUGAGAUGGCAAUUACCUUGGUUUCUACAUUAUUGGCAAAGGAGAAAAGCUUACAAGUACAUCUCAUUCAAGCUACUAAGGAGUCAAGGAGAUGCCAAGACAGUACAGCAGCUGGUGCACUUGAAGAUACUGCCAGUGCAACAACUGCUCUGUCACGCAAGGAUCAAGGGCAAUCACUUGCCAUUCUGUUAGCCAAGAAUCAUGGCAAACUUGAUGAGGGGGGCAGUUAUUUGGCUUGGCUUUCUCAAACUGUUCCAACUUUGAAAAGCCAUGAUAUGAUGGGCAUUGUGGAUGAUUUUCAAGAUGAUAUGCUAAAUCACAAGAUGCUCCUCAAUCAACAACAACAGAAGGUUGCUACUGAUGCCUCAAACUUUGCUUAA